GAGUCGUAGAGCAGCUUGCAAUGCUCUGAAAGUAAAGAUAAAGCGUAAUAAUAGAAGUAUUAUAAUAUAUGCUGAAACUGUUAGCCAACAAUUGUCGUAUAGCAAACAUUUCUCGAAUUUGGACAAGAACCAUGGGCAGCAAACAUGUAGAGAAUGAAGACAACAAGCUGGACACAUUUCGACGCGUCUGUGAUGAAAUAGCAGCUGAGUCGAGCUACCUACGCAAGGUUGAGAAACUGGAGCUCUUUUUCAAGAAAGGAAGCAGUGGUGACGGAUUUCAGGGCGACCUGUUGCAGUGGGUGCAGUUUCUCAUACCAGACUCCACACAACGUGUUUAUAAUUUGCAAAACAAGGCGUUGCUCAAGUUGUUCGCACGCAUCUUCCAUGUCGACCAGCAGGAAAUGCAUCUGGACUUGGAACAAGAUGGAGACAUUUCCGAAACCCUUCGCAAACACUUUGCCACCUCCAGCAAACUGAAGCCACAAACCCAAAGUAGACUCUACUUACAUGAGGUGGAAAAGAUGCUGUGUCAGCUGGAGCAGCGCACAAAGGAGGAUGAGCAAACGGAAGUUUUGCAAAAGUUGUGUAAGCAGGCUACAGAUUUAGAUUUGCGCACGUUCAUCAGGCUGAUCAAACAGGAUCUGCGAAUUAAUGCACGGGCACGGCAUAUUCUGGAUGCAUUUGGACCACAGGCAUAUCCAGCGUAUCAGAGCUCUCGAGACCUCGCAGCUAUUGUACAGAAUUUUGCUGGCAAGGAAGGCACGUCUCUCAAAACUCCUAUAAAGACGACAGCAAAAAAGGCGAAGAAGGAAACUAGUGCUAUUCAGGUAAUGACGCCCAUUUCGCCCAUGCUGGCCAAUGCCUGCAAGUCUGUAGAGGAAGCGUUCAAAAAGAAUCCCGGCGGCCUAUAUAGCGAGAUCAAAUAUGAUGGCGAAAGAGUACAAAUUCACAAAAAGGGCGCCGAAUUCAAGUUUUUCAGUAGAAAUCUGAAGCCAGUGAUGGAUCACAAAAUCAAGGACCUAAAGGAUUAUAUACCACGCGCCUUUCCUGGUGCCGGUGAUAUGAUACUUGAUUCAGAAAUCAUUCUGGUGGACACAGAAACGGGCGCUUUGCUUCCCUUUGGCACAUUGGGUGCGCACAAGAAGCAUACCUAUGCCAAUGCCUCGAUUUGCCUCUUUGUUUUUGACUGCUUGCUCUAUGAUGGCGAUGAUCUGACCCAGCUUGCAUUUUGCAAACGUCGCGAGAUUCUAGAGCAAAACAUUCAACCCAUCAAGUCCCAUGUGCAACUGUCCGAAUCGGAGUUCUUGAAGACCAAAAACGAGUUGGCACUGAUGACCGCUAAGGUGCUUCAAGCCAAUCUGGAGGGUGUUGUGCUCAAGAGUCCCAGCAGCACAUAUCAGCCGGGCAAACGUAACUGGCUCAAAGUAAAAAAGGAUUAUCUUUUUGGGGGAAAAAUGGCAGACACAGCCGAUUUGGUUGUUCUGGGCGCUUGGUAUGGCUCGGGCAAGAAGGGCGGUGUACUCAGCAUCUUUCUAAUGGGCUGUUAUGAUGCACGCGACCAUCUCUGGAAGACGGUUACCAAAGUGCACUCUGGCCUCGAUGAUGCCACCAACGAUGAGAUCCAUGAAUCACUGAUGAAACUCACAGAGCGCGCCGAUGCGAAUAAAAUUCCUCAUUGGCUACAUUGCAAAAAAUCACUGAUACCCGAUGUGCUAGCCAAGACGCCGGAGAAAAUGCCAGUGUGGGAAAUAACGGGCGCAGAGUUCACACAAUCGGAGGCGCACACUGCAGGCGGCAUUUCUAUUCGCUUUCCGCGCAUCACGCGUCUGCGCAGCGACAAAUGUGCCAAAGAAGCUAAUGAUCUGGCACAUCUGGAACAGCUUUAUGCAGCAUCUAAAAACAAUGUGAACGUGGAUCUGCUGCUGGCCAAUUGUAAUGCGGACAGUGAUGACGCCCAGCCCAAUGGACUAAACCUGGAAAAGACGCCGCAAAAAGGCAAGUGUUCCAAGGAAACGGCAAGCAGUAGCAAGAAAGGUAAAAGAUCCAAGAGCGGCGGCUCUGAUGAUGAGCAAGCAACACCAUCAAAGGGUCCACGAAAAAUGGCCAAGAUGGAACCGUCCCCAGCGGCAUCUAAAGGAAGUCUGAUGGAUUUCUUCAAACCAAAGAAAGCAACACCCGUUGUAAAAGUAGAAAGUAAAUCAUCCGAAGAUCUUAUAGCGGAAGAUAAGAGCGAGGAUAGUAAUUUAUUUAGAGGCCAGGUUGCAUACUUUGCAGCGGAUGCGGCGCAAUCCAAGCACAAGGAUGCAUUCAUACGAAAUGGUGGCAUCUUGACUGAAAAUUCAAGGGAGGCUACAUUAGUAUUCCAUAACACAACAAAAAAUGUAGAUUUGGCGGAACUGAGACCCCUCUACCGUCGCAGCUGCCGUCAUCUCAACGUGAAAUGGCUUGAGGAAUCGGUACAGGCCAAGAAACUGCAGCCGUAUCCGCUCUAUGCGUUGGUUUUAAAGGCUUAGCAUUGCUGUUUAGUUAUUGUU
Molecule: messenger RNA, 2534 nt
Organism: Drosophila arizonae
Lineage: Eukaryota; Metazoa; Arthropoda; Insecta; Diptera; Drosophilidae
Gene: DNAlig3
Product: DNA ligase 3
Biological process (GO): DNA biosynthetic process; lagging strand elongation; double-strand break repair
Cellular component (GO): DNA ligase III-XRCC1 complex; nucleus
Molecular function (GO): DNA binding; ATP binding; DNA ligase (ATP) activity
Source: RefSeq, a predicted model, not a curated record